Octodon degus (degu) is the source of this 1153-nucleotide messenger RNA. It is a transcript of the gene Tmem101, whose product is annotated as transmembrane protein 101. Bases 307 to 1080 code for a protein of 257 amino acids. The record is from RefSeq and is a predicted model, not a curated record. The transcript has 4 exons. NCBI's taxonomy places the organism in Eukaryota, Metazoa, Chordata, Mammalia, Rodentia, Octodontidae. Gene Ontology annotation, biological process: positive regulation of canonical NF-kappaB signal transduction.
GAGGGCCCUCUGCAGCGUGGCCUGCUCCAGCCCGGCACACCACGACCCGGCUACCGGACGCUCCGGUCUCGCUGCUCCUGACUCCAGCCCACGUUUCAAUUUUGCGGGUACAGAGCAGGUGGGGCGGGGCGGGCUGGAGCCUUACGGUGGCUGAGGGGACGGCUCCUACCCGGAACUAGAGAACCGAAGCUGUGCUUCCGGAAGUCGGGGAGCAGGGGAUGCGCGUGCGGCCGGAAGUUGCGCGUCGCAUUCCAGCGCGGGCCUGGCAAUCCGGCGUGAGGCCGCAGCGAACUGCCCUUGCUCAAGAUGGCGUCGAAGAUCGGUUCCAGGCGCUGGCUACUGCAGCUGCUCAUGCAGUUGGGCUCGGUGCUGCUCACGCGCUGCCCGUUCUGGGGCUGCUUCAGCCAGCUCAUGCUGUAUGCCGAGAGGGCCGAAGCACGCCGGAAGCCCGACAUCCCUGUGCCCUACCUGUACUUCGACAUGGGCGCCGCUGUGCUGUGCGCCAGCUUCAUGUCCUUCGGCGUCAAGCGGCGCUGGUUUGCGCUGGGCGCCGCGCUGCAGCUGGCCGUGAGCACCUACAUCGCCUACGUGGGCGGCCACGUCCACUAUGGGGACUGGCUGAAGGUCCGCAUGUACUCGCGCACGGUGGCCAUCAUUGGCGGCUUCUUAGUGCUGGCUAGCGGAGCCGGAGAAAUGUACCGCCGGAAGCCCCGCAGCCGUUCUCUGCAGUCCACUGGCCAGGUGUUCCUGGGCAUCUACCUCAUCUGUGUGGCGUACUCACUGCAGCAUAGCAAGGAGGACCGGCUGGCGUAUCUGAACCAUCUCCCGGGAGGCGAGUUCAUGGUCCAGCUCUUCUUCCUGCUCUAUGGUGUCCUGGCCCUGGCCUUCCUGUCCGGCUACUACGUGACACUGGCUGCCCAAAUCCUGGCAGUGCUGCUGCCCCCAGUCAUGCUGCUCAUCGAUGGCAAUGUGGCCUACUGGCACCACACACGGCGGGUGGAAUUCUGGAACCAGAUGAAGCUCCUUGGCGAGAACGUGGGCAUCUUUGGGGCCGCAGUCAUCCUGGCCACUGAUGGCUGAGUCUUGCAGUGCAGGCAGCCUGCCUUCUGCCUCCCUGGUCUCGCUGCUGUGGAUUAUGCUUUUUCUUCAUCGA